This is a messenger RNA of Sphaeroforma arctica JP610, 240 nucleotides long. RefSeq lists its product as hypothetical. NCBI's taxonomy places the organism in Eukaryota, Ichthyosporea, Ichthyophonida. The record is from RefSeq and is a predicted model, not a curated record. The transcript is spliced from 2 exons. Gene Ontology annotation, cellular component: plasma membrane. The coding region runs from base 1 to 240 and encodes 79 amino acids. Gene Ontology annotation, biological process: positive regulation of GTPase activity; Ras protein signal transduction. Gene Ontology annotation, molecular function: guanyl-nucleotide exchange factor activity.
AUGCCACAGCGACCAGACAGCUACGAUAUACUCAACAUUUCGACACUGGAGAUAGCCCGUCAGAUGACCCUCAUUGAUUUUGAUCUCUUUGCCAAGAUCAAAUCCACAGAGUUGGUGAAUCAAGCCUGGAAUAAGAACGGGGCCAAGGCGCCCAAUAUCUGUGCGAGUAUACAUCGCUUCAAUCUGGGUAUGUACAACAAACAAUUGGAUACCACAAUUAUUCUGUCGGGAGUCUUGUAA